Messenger RNA from Calypte anna (Anna's hummingbird), 2001 nucleotides. RefSeq names its product nucleolar protein 4 (gene NOL4). The transcript is spliced from 12 exons. NCBI's taxonomy places the organism in Eukaryota, Metazoa, Chordata, Aves, Apodiformes, Trochilidae. The record is from RefSeq and is a predicted model, not a curated record. The coding region runs from base 1 to 2001 and encodes 666 amino acids.
AUGGAGAGCAGCGACCGGGACAUGUACCGCCAGUUUCAAGACUGGUGUCUCAGGACUUACGGGGACUCCGGGAAAACCAAGACGGUGACCCGUAAAAAAUACGACCGGAUCGUCCAGCUCCUGAACGGCUCCGAGUCGAGCUCCACGGAUAAUGCCAAAUUCAAAUUCUGGGUCAAAUCUAAAGGCUUCCAGCUCGGCAACUCGGACGAGGUCAGUGGUGGUGCUGGAGGAGGGAAGCAAGUGCUGUACGUGCCAGUCAAAACCACGGAUGGGGUAGGUGUAGAUGAGAAGCUGUCAUUACGGCGGGUAGCCGUCGUAGAAGAUUUCUUUGACAUUAUCUAUUCCAUGCACGUGGAAACUGGGCCUAAUGGAGAACAAAUCAGAAAACAUGCUGGACAAAAGAGAACCUAUAAAGCAAUUUCAGAGACCUAUGCCUUCCUACCGAGAGAAGCGGUGACACGGUUUCUAAUGAGCUGCUCAGAGUGCCAGAAAAGAAUGCAUUUAAACCCAGAUGGAGCGGAUCAUAAAGAUAAUGGAAAACCUCCAACUUUGGUGACCAGUAUGAUUGAUUACAACAUGCCAAUUACUAUGGCCUAUAUGAAACACAUGAAACUGCAGCUACUAAAUUCACAGCAAGAUGAGGAUGAAAGCUCUAUAGAGAGUGAUGAGUUUGAUAUGAGUGAUUCAACUAGGAUGUCAGCUGUGAACUCUGACCUCAGUUCAAACCUGGAAGAGAGAAUGCAAAGUCCUCAGAACCUCCAGGGCCAGCAGGAUGAUGAUUCAGCCGCAGAGAGUUUUAAUGGCAAUGAGACCGUGGGACACAGUUCCAAUGCUUCAGGGGGAACACACUGCAGGGAGAUGGCAGAAACCAACAGUAAUGGCAAAACAAAUCUGGAGGAGGAUGAGCAGCCUUUGAACCUGAGUGACAGUCCCCUCUCUGCUCAGCUGACUUCAGAAUACAGACUAGAUGAUCACAGCAGUAAUGGAAAGAACAAAUACAAGACUCUCCUAAUUUCUGAUCUCAAGAUGGAACGGGAGGCAAGAGAAAAUGGAAGCAAGUCCCCUGCACAUAGCUACUCAAGCUAUGACUCUGGCAAGAAUGAGAGUGUAGGCAGAGGUGCUGAAGAUUUGUCUCUGAAUCGAGGAGAUGAGGAUGAGGAUGACCAUGACGAGCAGGAAGAUCCCGAGAAGGUUAAUGAAUCAGAUGGGGUAGAAGCUGAGCGACUCAAAGCUUUUAACAUGUUUGUCAGGCUGUUUGUAGAUGAAAACUUAGACCGAAUGGUCCCAAUCUCUAAGCAGCCCAAAGAAAAGAUCCAGGCUAUCAUUGACUCAUGCAGGCGACAAUUCCCUGAGUAUCAAGAGCGUGCCAGAAAGCGCAUCCGUACUUACCUCAAGUCCUGCAGGCGGAUGAAAAGAAGUGGUUUUGAGAUGUCACGACCUAUUCCCUCACACCUUACUUCAGCAGUUGCAGAGAGUAUCCUGGCUUCUGCCUGUGAGAGUGAAAGCAGAAAUGCUGCAAAAAGGAUGCGGUUGGAUAGACAGCAGGAUGAGGCUUCUCCAUCUGACAAACAGUACAAACAGGAGCCAGCCCAGGUCACCUACUCAACAUCAGCAGUUUCCAGCACACAGGAGGUGUUGUACAUCAAUGGCAACGGGACCUACAGUUACCAUAGUUACAGAGGGCUCGGAGGUGGGCUGCUAAAUCUCAACGAUGCUUCUAGCAGUGAUCCACAGCCUGCCUCCACCACAGCCGCGACCCAGCACUGCAUCCCAGGCACCACAAACGUUCAGUCCCCAUCCAGCUCAGGUCCAACAGAUCUCAGUAUGAAGAGGCAGUUAGCAACCAGCUCCGGAUCCUCCAGUAGUUCAAGCUCUAGACCUCAGCUGAGUCCGACUGAAAUAAACGCAGUGAGGCAGCUUGUGGCAGGGUAUAGAGAAUCAGCAGCAUUUUUAUUGCGUUCUGCAGAUGAACUGGAAAACCUUAUUUUGCAGCAGAACUGA